AUGCUCAAGGAAACUUAUCCGAAUUUCAACCUUGAGGACAAGGUUGUCGUGGAAGAACAGAGUAAUGAUACGGGUUCAGAGCCCCCUUCAAACCAAAAUUAUGCUAUUGGGCCUGAUGAGGUGAACUUGAACAAGAUGAAUAAGACGAAAACUCUUUCACUUUUCACUGGCUCCAAUGAACUUGAAGGAGAAAGAAGUAUUGAAGCAAGCUCUUUUAUUCCGGAGUCAUAUCCGCCAUGUGAUACUGUCGAGAAUCGAGAUUUUGAAGCAAGCUCUUUUCAACAACAAAGUGAGUUACAACUUACAAGGUGA
Vicia faba (fava bean) is the source of this 312-nucleotide messenger RNA. NCBI's taxonomy places the organism in Eukaryota, Viridiplantae, Streptophyta, Magnoliopsida, Fabales, Fabaceae. The record is from the annotation of a GenBank genome assembly.